Lymnaea stagnalis (great pond snail) is the source of this 5881-nucleotide messenger RNA. NCBI's taxonomy places the organism in Eukaryota, Metazoa, Mollusca, Gastropoda, Lymnaeidae. The record is from the annotation of a GenBank genome assembly.
AGCCAAGAACUGUCCAGUACGGUCUACCAAUGAGCCAACGGAUAGGGUUAGGACCACAAGGUAAGACAUCUUUUGACAUUAAACAAAAUAAUAAAGAUGACAUUUUAUGCAAUCAGUGAUCGCAUUUUACCCCGUCUGUGUUAGCAUGAAUGUUAACAUUUACAUCAUCAGGGUUGAUAUGGUAGACUCUAUUUUACGCUGUUAUCUUGGUUUUAUGCGUAACAUUAAAACAAAGUAUGUUGAAGCUUGGAUCAAAAGACAGGACAAUAUGAUGGGAAAGUUUCGGCUUGCAGCCUUCUUCAGAGAACAGGAAAAAAAAAAGUAAAAAAAAAAACCGAACACAGAAAAAAAAAAAAAAAAAAAAAAAAACACUUUAGAGAUCUCCUUUGUUGUUUCCGGAAGUAGGAUUACUGGAAGUGAAAUAAUAUAAAUAUUUAUACUGUGAAAAAUAAUAUCCCUUGAUUCAAACUUCAACAUUGCUUGUUUUACUAUUUCAUUCACGUAGCAUGAAUGCAGUCCUUCAGUUUCGAUCUUUUAUGGGUUAUACCAUUUUACAAAAGGUAUUAUUAAUGUCCAUGUCUUUCCUGGAUAUAUCACACCCUGUCAUCCAUAUGUUCACAUCUGUCCUUCAUAUGUUCAUAUAUGUCCUCUAUGUUACAGUGAAGACACUGGGAGGACCUACCCUGGCUGUGGUGACCAAAACAUUAACUCAACCCACAGUGACGAUACUUAACAAGCCCCAGGCCGUGCCCAAACCUACUGUCAGGGUCAAUCCAGGGAUAGGUGUAGGUAAGUUGUGUGGAUUAGCUGUUAUUUUUUUGGUAACUUAUGUGGCUAAGAUGAUGUCAUUGUUAACUUGUGUAGAUAGGCUGACGUCAUUGGUAACUUAUGUGGCUAGGCUGAUGUCAUUGGUAACUAAUGUGGUUAGGCUGGUGUCAUUGGUAACUUAUGUGGCUAGGCUGGUGUCAUUGGUAACUUAUCUGGUUAGGCUGGUGUCAUUGUUAACUUAUGUGGCUAAGCUUUUAUCUUUGGUAAUUUGUGUGGCUAAGCUGUUAUCUUUGGUAACUUAUGUGGCUUAGCUGUUAUCUUUGGUAACUUAUGUGGCUAAGCUGGUGUCUAAGGUAACUUGUAUGGCUAAGCUUUUAUCUUUGGUAACUUAUGUGGCUAAGCUGGUGUUAUCAGUAACUUGUGUGGCUAAGCUUUUAUCUUUGGUAACUUGUGUGGCUAAGGUAGUGUCUUUGGUAAGUUGUUGUCCUAUGUAGGUUGCUUUAGGUUAUUGUCUUAGGUAGGUUGUUGUCUUAUGUAAAAUACGGAUACAGAGGUAAGAUGCAGGUUGUACUAGCCUCUAUAACUAAUUAAUUUACGUUAUAUUCUAAAUCAAGUUCGGUUGGGGUAGCUUCUACAACUACGUAGUUUAUACUUGCAUCUAUAACUACGUAGGUUAUUUCUUACUAUAACUAAAAAGAUUAUACUUGAUUCUAUAAUACAUAGGUUAUACUUGAUUUUAAAACUAUGAAGGUUAUGCUAGCUUCUAUAAGCAAGGUAGGUUAUACCUGCUUCCAUUUGACCAAGUUGUUUGACUAAUUUCUAUACAGAGAAAUGCAAACGUUAUUGAAUUGCAAAUGCCUUCAACGAGUGUCUGAGAGUAUAUAUCAGGGAAAUAUUUUCAGUUUGAGAGAAUCUAUUAUAUCUCGGUGAUAUCUACCUAUCCAGUUUGAGAGUAUCUAUUAUAUCUCGGUGGUAUCUAUUCAGUCUGAGAUUAUCUAUUAUAUCUCGGUGGUAUCUAUUCAGUCUGAGGUUAUCUAUUAUAUGUCGAUGGUAUCUAUUCAGUCCGAGAUUAUCUAUUAUAUCUCGGUGGUAUCUAUUCAGUUUGAGAGUAUCUCUUAUAUCUCGGUGGUAUCUAUUCAGUUUAAGAGUAUCUCUUAUAUCUCGGUGGUAUCUAUUCAGUUUGAGAGUAUCUCUUAUAUCUCGGUGGUAUCUAUUAAGUCCGAGAUUAUAUACUAUAUCUCGGUGGUAUCUACAUAUUCAUUCUGAGAAUAUCUAUUACAUCUCGGUGGUAUCUAUUCAGUCUGAGAGUAUCUAUUAUAUCUCGGUGGUAUCUAUUCAGUCUGAGAGUAUAUAUUAUAUCUCGGUGGUAUCUAUUCAGUCUGAGAGUAUCUAUUAUAUCUCGGUGGUAUCUAUUCAGUCUGAGAUUAUUUAGUAUAUCUCGGUGGUAUCUAUUCAGUCUGAGAUUAUCUCGUAUAUCUCGGUAAAAUCUAUUCAGUCUGAGAUUAUCUAUUAUAUCUCGCUGGUAUCUAUUCAGUCUGAGAUUAUCUAGUAUAUCUCGGUGGUAUCUAUUCAGUCUGAGAUUAUCUAUUAUAUCUCGCUGGUAUCUAUUCAGUCUGAGAUUAUCUAGUAUAUCUCGGUGGUAUCUAUUCAGUCUGAGAUUAUCUAUUAUAUCUCGCUGGUAUCUAUUCAGUCUGAGAUUAUCUAGUAUAUCUCGGUGAUAUCUAUUCAGUCUGAGAUUAUCUCGUAUAUCUCGGUGGCAUCUAUUCAGUCUGAGAUUAUCUAGUAUAUCUCGGUGGUAUCUAUACAGUCUGAGAUUAUCUAGUAUAUCUCGGUGGUAUCUAUUCAGUCUGAGAGUAUCUAGUAUAUCUCGGUGGUAUCUAUUCACCACUGGUUUUUUAAUACUGAAAAUCAAUAUUUUUUUUUAAUUUCUCCUUUUAAAAACUUAACAUGACCACAUUCACCAGCGCCCUAUGACUACGGGACACUUCAUCGUCCCUAAGCAGUCCCAUGCCUCCUGGGUGUUGCAAGGCCCAUUUUAAGAACCACUGGUCUCAACCUUCCAAUUCAAUGGGUCUCAAGCUCAUUGAGCGGUACAAAAUCAAAGCUAAAUUUGGUCUUAUGUCAAACUUUCCAUCAUCAACACAAGCAACGUUUUUAAUUGGUUUAAAUAAAAGAACUAUUCUGUGAGAAACCUUUAUGUCCUCAUUCUCAGGGCCGGCGCCAGGGGAUGGCGAAGUGGGCGACCGCCCAAGGCCCCGCGCGUUGCCGUAGUAUAUUUAUACUAUACCUAAGCCUACUAAUAGUUCCUAAUCCAGUCAACACACUAUUCGGGGUUAUUAGAUAGUCAAAUGGUCCGAAGGUUAGUCUGGCUCCCACAGUCAGCUUCGUGUUUUCGUUAUUUGUUUUUGACAACAUUGAUAUUGGUAACAAUGGAGCCGCGAUGAGGAAUUUGGGCCAGGGCAAUUAACUUUUAUAGGAAAAAAUACAUUUCGGAAACUAAGCGAGUGAACAAAUAUCAGUUAUGACGUGUCCCAUUAUGACCAGCAAGGCCACAGUACGACUAUAACGUGUCUUAAUAUCCUAUCGGCGGAAUAUAUCACGUCAACGGCCCCGCAAAAUUAAAUUUGCCCAAGGCCUCGCACCCUCCUAGCUCUGACCCUGUCAUUCUCCCUAUCAGCUCUAUCCCCAACUUUUUUGACGUCAUCAUCUCUAUCCCCAACUUUGUUUUGACGCCAUCAGCUCUAUCCCCAACUUUGUUUAGACGUCAUCAGCUAUCCCCAACUUUGUUUAGACGUCAUCAGCUCUAUCCCCAAUUUUAUUUUGACGUCAUCAGCUCUGUCCCCAACUUUGUUUAGACGUCAUCAGCUCUAACCCCAACUUUAUUUUGACGUCAUCAGCUCUAACCCUAACUUUAUUGUGACGUCAUCAGCUCUAUCCCCAACUUUAUUUUGACGUCAUCAGCUCUAACCCCAACUUUAUUUUGACGUCAUCAGCUCUAUCCCCAAAUUUAUUUUGACGUCAUCAGCUCUAACCCCAACUUUAUUGUGACGUCAUCAGCUAUAUCCCCAACUUAUUUUGACGUCAUCAGCUCUAUCCCCAAAUUUAUUUUGACGUCAUCAGCUCUAUCCCCAACUUUAUUUUGACGUCAUCAGCUCUAUCCCCAACUUUAUUUUGACGUCAUCAGCUCUAUCCCCAACAUUAUUUUGACGUCAUCAGCUCUAACCCCAACUUUAUUUUGACGUCAUCAGCUCUAUCCCCAACUUUAUUUUGACGUCAUCAGCUCUAUCCCCAACUUUAUUUUGACGUCAUCAGCUCUAUCCCCAACUUUAUUUUGACGUCAUCAGCUCUACCCCAACUUUAUUUUGACGUCAUCAGCUCUAUCCCCAACUUUAUUUUGACGUCAUCAGCUCUAUCCCCAACUUUAUUUUGACGUCAUCAGCUCUAUCCCCAACUUUAUUUUGACGUCAUCAGCUCUAUCCCCAACUUUAUUUUGACGUCAUCAGCUCUAACCCCAACUUUAUUUUGACGUCAUCAGCUCUAUCCCCAACAUUAUUUUGACGUCAUCAGCUCUAACCCCAACUUUAUUUUGACGUCAUCAGCUCUAUCCCCAACAUUAUUUUGACGUCAUCAGCUCUAACCCCAACUUUAUUUUGACGUCAUCAGCUCUAUCCCCAAAUCUAUUUUGACGUCAUCAGCUCUAACCCCAACUUUAUUUUGACGUCGUCAGCUCUAUCCCCAACAUUAUUUUACGUCAUCAGCUCUAACCCCAACUUUAUUUUGACGUCAUCAGCUCUAUCCCCAAAUCUAUUUUGACGUCAUCAGCUCUAACCCCAACAUUAUUUUGACGUCAUCAGCUCUAUCCCCAACAUUAUUUUGACGUCAUCAGCUCUAUCCCCAACUUUAUUUUGACGUCAUCAGCUCUAUCCCCAACAUUAUUUUGACGUCAUCAGCUCUAACCCCAACUUUAUUAUGACGUCAUCAGCUCUAUCCCCAACUUUAUUUUGACGUCAUCAGCUCUAUCCCCAACUUUAUUUUGACGUCAUCAGCUCUAUCCCCAACUUUAUUUUGACGUCAUCAGCUCUAACCCCAACUUUAUUUUGACGUCAUCAGCUCUAUCCCCAACUUUAUUUUGACGUCAUCAGCUCUAUCCCCAACAUUAUUUUGACGUCAUCAGCUCUAUCCCCAAAUCUAUUUGACGUCAUCAGCUCUAACCCCAACUUUAUUUUGACGUCGUCAGCUCUAACCCCAACUUUAUUUUUACCUUAUCAGGUGGUAUUGGCGCCUCGGGUCUCAGUAGAAUCAUCAGCACCAGUGGAGUCAGCCUGACCCAGUCCAGUAACGCGGGGCUGACCUUGACCCAGCCCAGCUCCACCAACGUGACCUUGAACCAGGCCAGUAGCAGUCUACCCAGUAGUGCCGGGGUCAGCCUGACUCAGGCGAGUGUCACGUCCAUGCUGACGUCAAUGUCAACUGCCACGCCCACCACUCUGUCUAUGACCGUCAACCCACUCAAGAGGAAGCUAGAGGACGACGACUAUGAUAUAUAACUGGAUCUGUCAUCUCUGUGCAGCACCAUUGGAUCUGUUAUCUCUGUGCAGCACCAUUGGAUCUGUUAUCUCUGUGCAGCACCAUUGGAUCUGUUAUCUCUGUGCAGCACCAUUGGAUCUGUCAUCUCUGUGCAGCACCAUGGGAUCUGUCAUCUGUGUCUGACAUAGACAGUAACAGUUGAAUAAUAUAGACAAUUGGAAAGUUUGUUGUUGAUGUUGUUUUGUUGUUGCGUAAUUGGUAAAUACGUUGGAGGUCAUUGUUACUAGAUUCAACAGUUUGGUUUAUUAGAUGGGAAUGUAAAGUAAUGCCAGGCAGAAUUCUCAUGACUAUUUUAGGGAUGUCAACAGUUUCAAUGAUUCUAAUAUCCCAUUUCAAAUCUAAAGGCCCUCCUUUGUAUUUUUUUGAAGAGUCAAAAAUUAAAAGCCAGAGCUCAUUGUUGGCUGACAGAACUGUGUGCAGCACUACAUGUGAUUCUUUCAUUGGACAUUUGGACAGCAGAUAUUGGAAACUCUCAACUAAAUUAAUUUGACAAAGCAUUACAGAUGGAUCCUAAAAAGCAAAUACU